This is a messenger RNA of Saccharomyces mikatae IFO 1815, 2322 nucleotides long. It is a transcript of the gene MDL2, whose product is annotated as ATP-binding cassette permease MDL2. Bases 1 to 2322 code for a protein of 773 amino acids. Gene Ontology annotation, biological process: transmembrane transport. Lineage: Eukaryota; Fungi; Ascomycota; Saccharomycetes; Saccharomycetales; Saccharomycetaceae. Gene Ontology annotation, molecular function: ATP hydrolysis activity; ATP binding; ABC-type oligopeptide transporter activity. Gene Ontology annotation, cellular component: membrane. The record is from RefSeq and is a predicted model, not a curated record. The transcript has a single exon.
AUGUUAAAUAGUCGUUUACCGCUAUUGCGACUGGGCCUAUACAGGAAUAUGUUGUCUCGUCCCCGAAUGACUAAACUGCCAUUCAUGAGGUUUCGAUCAUUAGUCACUCAUUCUUCAUCACAGCUCAUUCUUAUCAAUCCGUUGCACACACGGUCUCCUAUAAUUGGCAAAACACUAAUCUUAUCAUCCUUCAGGUACAUUUCAUCCAAAACAAAACUGCAGGCGCCUCUGCCUUCAGUCUCUUCAACAUCUAAAGGAUCAUCAAAGUCAGCUCAUUCAACGGAGCAAUCCAAAACAGAUGACUAUAAAGAUAUAAUACGGUUGUUUAUGUUAGCAAAACGGGACUGGAAACUGCUUCUCACUGCUAUACUUCUUUUAACUAUAUCAUGUUCUAUAGGAAUGUCUAUUCCCAAAGUCAUAGGUAUUGUCCUUGACACCCUCAAGACGUCAUCUGGCUCAGAUUUCUUUGAUUUGAAAAUACCUAUUUUUUCUUUACCCUUGUAUGAGUUUCUUUCCUUCUUUACUGUUGCCUUACUUAUUGGUUGUGCUGCUAACUUCGGUAGAUUCAUAUUAUUAAGAAUAUUAAGUGAACGUGUUGUCGCACGUCUGAGGGCACAUGUCAUCAAAAAGACACUUCAUCAGGAUGCUGAAUUCUUUGACAACCAUAAAGUUGGAGAUUUGAUUUCACGUUUAGGGUCAGAUGCGUAUGUUGUUUCCAGAUCAAUGACUCAAAAGGUCUCGGAUGGGGUGAAAGCACUCAUUUGUGGUAUUGUUGGUGUGGGGAUGAUGUGUUCCUUGUCGCCCCAAUUAUCAAUAUUGUUGCUGUUCUUUACCCCUCCGGUUCUUUUCAGUGCUUCAGUAUUCGGAAAGCAGAUCAGAAACACCUCCAAAGAUCUUCAAGAAGCUACUGGACAAUUGACUAGAGUCGCUGAAGAACAACUCUCUGGUAUAAAGACCGUCCAGUCGUUCGUUGCUGAAGGUAAUGAAUUAUCCAGAUAUAAUGUUGCAAUUAGAGAUAUUUUUCAAGUGGGCAAAACUGCGGCUUUUACUAAUGCAAAGUUUUUCACUACGACUAGUCUCUUGGGUGAUCUAAGUUUCUUAACGGUUCUUGCAUAUGGUUCCUAUCUCGUUUUACAAUCACAGCUCUCCAUCGGUGAUCUUACUGCAUUUAUGCUGUAUACAGAAUACACAGGUAAUGCGGUAUUCGGUCUCUCUACCUUUUAUUCUGAAAUUAUGCAGGGAGCUGGUGCCGCCUCCAGGUUAUUUGAAUUGACAGAUAGGAAACCCUCUAUUUCUCCCACGGUUGGUCACAAAUAUCAACCAGAACGCGGUGUUAUCGAAUUCAAAGACGUUUCAUUUAGUUAUCCCACACGGCCUUCCGUUCAAAUAUUCAAGAGUUUGAAUUUUAAAAUUGCACCAGGCUCGAGCGUUUGCAUUGUAGGCCCCUCGGGUCGCGGUAAAUCUACAAUUGCACUCUUACUAUUAAGAUAUUAUAAUCCUACAACAGGAACUAUCAUGAUAGAUAAUCAAGAUAUUACUAAACUUAAUUGUAAAUCCUUAAGAAGGCAAAUUGGUAUAGUUCAGCAAGAGCCUGUGCUUAUGUCAGGAACUAUUCGAGACAAUAUAACUUAUGGGUUGACAUACACGCCAACAAAGGAAGAAAUUAGAUCGGUAGCAAAGCAAUGCUUUUGUCAUAAUUUCAUUACAAAGUUUCCGAAUACAUACGAUACUGUCAUUGGUCCUCAUGGCACCUUACUGAGCGGUGGACAAAAGCAGCGUAUCGCUAUUGCAAGAGCUCUAAUCAAGAAGCCAACCAUUUUGAUCCUUGAUGAAGCUACAUCAGCUUUGGAUGUUGAAAGUGAAGGAGCCAUUAACUAUACGUUUGGUCAAUUAAUGAAAUCAAAAUCGAUGACUAUAGUCAGUAUUGCGCACAGAUUGAGUACUAUCAGAAGAUCAGAAAAUGUUAUUGUUCUUGGACAUGACGGAUCAGUUGUAGAAAUGGGAAAAUUCAAAGAAUUGUACGCAAAUUCAACAAGUGCUUUAUCGCAGCUGCUCAAUGAAAGAGCCGCCCCUGGACCAUCUGAUCAACAGUUGCAAAUAGAGAAGGUCGAGGAAAAAGAAGAUACAAACGAAGGUGAGAAACACGAUCAACAGAACAAGCAAGAUGAUGACAAUAGUCAUAAUAAUCAUGAUAAUGACAGCAAUAACCAAUCUUUAGAGGUAAAGGACAAAAAUUCAGAAAAUAUUGAAGAAUCUGUCGAACAUCUCUUGAAGGACGCGGCGAAGGAGGCUAAUCCAAUUAAACUCACCCCACAACCAUGA